GCUGUUUAAUUCAGCACUGAGCAUAAAUGUUUGACCUUAGCUGCUCAACCUGACGAUGAGAGAGAUAAACAUCUGUGGUGUGAGCCGGAACCGGGUCCUCCCAGAAGCCCAGGCCAACAAUGUGAAGAAGAUCGUACCACGCCCUUUAUCCAGGGUGAAUGGCUGGUCACCGCCCCUCCACUCCUUCCAGGCAAUAUGCUGGACCACCUCUCUGGUCAUGUUCGUUGCUGCCUUUGGGAUCUUCAUCCCCUUUCUGCCAAGGAGCUGGAAAUACGCUGCCUAUGUUCUGAUGGGUGGGCUGUCCUUGUUCCACGUCAUCGUGCACUUGGUCGCAACUACCAUCGAUCCAGCUGACACCAAUGUCCGACACAAAAAGGACUACUCGGAGCCUGUGCCGACCUUCGACCGGUCCAAACAUGCACACGUGAUACAGAACCAGUACUGCAACCUGUGUGAGGUUACUGUAAGCAAGAAAGCCAAGCAUUGCAGCUCCUGCAACAAAUGUGUCUCUGGCUUCGACCACCACUGCAAAUGGCUGAACAACUGCGUGGGCAGCAGAAAUUACCAGUUCUUCUUCUGCUCUGUGGCCUCAGCGGCAGUUGGCGUGCUUAUCGUGAUGGUUAUCUUGCUGUACGUCUUCAUCCAGUACUUUGUCAACCCCGACGAGCUUCGCACAGACCCUCUGUAUAAAGAGAUCAGCGCUGAGAACAUAUGGCUGCUGUUCCUCCCACUGUGGCCUGUGCCUGUGAAGACCCCUGUAGUCCUGUCCAUCCUAGUGGUGGUGUUCCUGCUAGCCAUUGCCAGCUUUGUGCCGCUCGGGAACCUGCUCAUUUUCCACUUCUACCUGAUUGCCAAGAACCUGAGCACAUUUGACCACAGGAUGCAGCGCCAAUUCCAGAGGAAUUCACACUCAGCAGAAAAGAAAGAGCUACCUCUACGGAAAAAGGGGAACCUUUCCCAGGAAAAGAGUAGUAACUUGAACUGGUCUCAAUGCUCACCGAGCCUCAAUUACAGGGUCUCCCUCACGCUGAUGUGCCUGCCUUUCCUCUUCAGGAUGGAGUCCCAGAAUUUCCCUGCUCUUCCACCGAAGUCAAAUACGGGUUUCAUAGCUCCAGCUCCAAAGACUCCUCCACAGUAAAGUGAUAAGAAUGAGCUUCUCUCAGGAUGGCAGUGCCAAGCCGUCAGCUCAAGAUCGUGAGGAGACGCCUCUGCUUUGUGGUACAUAAUGCCGCUGAGCCAUGACCUUCAGUAGAGUAUGUGUAUUAUGUGUAUUUUGGACUGAAGAUAUCUUCCAUUUAUGAUGAGUUCCUCAGAAUGCAAACCCCAUUGUCAUUCAAGAAUCAUCUAUAUAGAAGAAUAUUAGCAAUAAUAGAAUCUAGGUGUUAAGUACAUGUGUAUUUUCACUUUCAAAUUUUCUAGAUGUUUGAAAAUUUUCACAAUAAAAUGUUGAGAUAUGACUUGGUAAAAAAUAAACAUGGCAAAAGUUGGUGUGUUAUGUUGUGUAUAAUGUGGUAUAUAGUGUGUCAUGUAGGUGUGGUUAUUUUGUGUGACAUGUGGUGUGUGGUACCUACAGUAUUGCUGUAUCUGUAUAGUUAUGGAGAGUUGUGUAUCUGUGUGAUAUCUGAGAUGCCUGUGAUGUGUCUGUGUGGCGUGCCUAGAGUUUUAUAAGUGAUGUCUGCUGUGCGAUAUAUGUUCUGUGUAUGUCUAGGUGGGAUGUGAUGCAUCCAUGUGGUGUGUGAUAUGUCUAUGAUGUGUCUUGUGGAGUGCUGUAUCUGAUGUGUGUUAUGUGAUAUGUAUGCUGUUUGU
Messenger RNA from Microtus ochrogaster (prairie vole), 1806 nucleotides. RefSeq names its product probable palmitoyltransferase ZDHHC11. Gene Ontology annotation, cellular component: Golgi apparatus; endoplasmic reticulum. Gene Ontology annotation, biological process: protein targeting to membrane; peptidyl-L-cysteine S-palmitoylation. The coding region runs from base 56 to 1138 and encodes 360 amino acids. Lineage: Eukaryota; Metazoa; Chordata; Mammalia; Rodentia; Cricetidae. Gene Ontology annotation, molecular function: protein-cysteine S-palmitoyltransferase activity. The transcript has 10 exons. The record is from RefSeq and is a predicted model, not a curated record.